AUGUCUCGUAGUUUGCCUUAUCGUCUUGAAUGUCCUGAAAAAUGUCUACAAGCUCAAGAUGAUGCACUUAAUUCAACAUUUUUUAUUCUAAGACAAACAGGUCCUACAGCUUUUGUUAUUAAAGAAGAUGAUGAACGAAUAUUUAAAGCAUUUUUGGGUGAUCAACAUCAAUGUACUUGUAAUGUAUUUCAACGAGAUCGAGACUUAUGCAAACAUAUUUGUUGGCUUCUAUUAAAACGAUUUCGUGUGCCAAGAACUAAUCCAAUGCUUUGGCAAAAAGGUCUUGUCGAACGAGAAAUAAAUGAACUUCUACGUGGUUUAGCACGAGAAGAUGAACGAAACAAAACAAAUCAUACUCAAAAACCAAAAAAUGAUGAUGAAGAUGAUGAUGAUAGUGAAGUUGAACAACGGCCAAUCAAUGAAAAUGAUGUAUGUCCUAUAUGUCAAGAAGAAUUUUUAAUUAAGAAAGUGCCAAUUACUUAUUGCCGACAUGGUUGUGGUAAUAAUGUUCAUGUUAAAUGUAUGAAAGUAUGGCUUGAUCAUCAAGUAUCAACAGGUGAAAAAAUAGUUAAAUGUCCAUUAUGUCGAGAAACAUUUGGUACACCUGAACAACUUAAACAGGAAUUUCGUACAAGUGGUGCUCAACAAGCUGAAAAAUCAUCUAUUCAUUUAGGUUAUUCAUGUCAUCGUUGUCGUGCAUGUCCAAUUACAGGCAAAUGUUAUAAAUGUACAACAUGUCAUGAUUAUUUUCUUUGUCAAACAUGUUUUAAUUUAAAUAUACAUAAUGAACAUAAUUUUGAUUAUCGAGAAAAAUCAUUUCAACGUUGGAAAUCAGCAACACGAGAACAUUUAAAUGCAUUACCUAGUGCACUUCAUCAAAUGUUAGCAAAUAGAGAUAUUACGGAAAAUGAUUAUGAUAUUCUUCUUCAACUUGAUAAUGCUCAAAAUGCAGCAAUUAUGGGUAUACCAGAAAAUGUUGUUAAAUCAAUGCCAACUGAACGUGUACAUGAACGAAGUCGUUUAUUACAACAUGGUGAACAAUGUCGUUUAUGUUUAAGAUCUUAUCAAAUAGGUGAACGUGUUCGACGUUUACCAUGUCGACAUAAAUUUCAUAUUGAUUGCAUUGAUGGAUGGCUUUUACAUAGUCAUCCAACAUGUCCAAUUGAUGGUCAACUUGUAUGGAGUGUUGAAAUGGAAAAUGAACAAAGAGAAGCAAAACGUUCUGCUCCUGCUGCUAUUCGACAUUCAACAAAACAUACACCUUCUUCUGGUUCAUCUUUACUGUCAGUUGAUAUGGGUUUAUCUGUAACUCCUUAUCAAAUACGACCACUUAAUAUACCAACAACAACUGAUCUAAAUCGACGAUUUCGACGUCUUCAUAUGCGUGCACCACUUCGUCCAUUAAUAGCACCAACAACGAAUGAAUUUCCAUCAUCGCUUGAAAUAAAUGCUUAUAGUUUAGGAAAUCGACAAUUAUCAGCGAAUAAUGAAGAACGAGGACAAUCAUUAUUAUCAUCACCUUCAUUAGUAAGAGAAGAAAUUCGACGAGUAAAUAUUGAAUUUAAUCAAGAUUUUACAUUACCACCAACUAUUAUUGGUCGUCGAUUGCUUGAACGUAGACGCUCCAAUGCUAAAUAA
Molecule: messenger RNA, 1638 nt
Organism: Rotaria sordida
Lineage: Eukaryota; Metazoa; Rotifera; Eurotatoria; Philodinida; Philodinidae
Source: the annotation of a GenBank genome assembly